AGUGAGGCAAGGGAAGGUGAGCAGCUGCCACAGCUCAGGCAGAGCCCUGGGGACGGGGCUGGCUGGCCCUGAUUUUGCUCCUGCUGGAACCAGGCUUGUGUUGAUGGGCUGGCUGUGAACUCUGAGGUCUCCUCUGGAAGCCACUGUGCCAGGAGUGAGAUGCUACGGGGGCAAGCUCGAGAAGAAGACAGCGUGGUGCUGAUCGACAUGGCCUCCCCUGAAGCAGGGAAUGGAUGCUCCUAUGGGAGCACAGCCCAAGCCUCAGAGGCAGGUAAACAGCAGGUGGUCCCCAGCAGAGUUGGGAGCUCUGCCAAACCCCCAAUUGAUUUUGUUCUUGUUUGGGAAGAAGACCUGAGGAACCAAGAGAACCCCACGAAGGACAAGACAGAUACACACGAGGUCUGGCGGGAGACUUUUCUGGAGAAUCUUUGCUUGGCUGGCCUGAAAAUAGAUCAGCAUGAUGUCCAGGAUGAGGCCGCUGCAGUUCAUUACAUCCUCCUCCGCGCACCCUGGGCUGUGCUCUGCUACUAUGCAGAAGACCUGCGCCUGAAGCUGCCUCUACAGGAGUUACCCAACCAGGCUUCCAACUGGUCAGCCACCCUUCUGGAGUGGCUGGGCAUCCCCAAUAUCCUGCUGGAGCACGUGCCUGACACACCCCCCGAGUAUUACUCCUGCCAGUUCAAAGCAAGCAAGCUGCAAUGGUUUCUUGGAAGUGACAACCAAGACACCUUCUUCACCAGCACCAAGAGGCAUCAGAUUCUAUUUGAGAUCCUGGCCAAGACUCCAUAUGGCCACGAGAAGAAAGGCCUGUUUGGGAUUGACCAGCUGCUGGCAGAAGGUGUAUUCAGUGCAGCCUUCCCUCUGCAUGACGGCCCAUUCUCUGCAGUCCCAGAGAGCUCACAGGUCCUGGGUCUCACCCAACGCCAAGUCUUAUUCCAGCACUGGGCUCGCUGGGGCAAGUGGAACAAGUACCAGCCAUUGGACCACGUGCGAAGGUACUUCGGGGAGAAGGUGGCUCUCUACUUCGCCUGGCUUGGGUUUUACACUGGUUGGCUCCUGCCUGCGGCAGUGGUGGGCACAGUGGUCUUCCUGGUGGGAUGUUUCCUGGUGUUCUCAGACAUACCAACGCAGGAGCUGUGUCACAGCUCAGACAGCUUCGACAUGUGCCCACUGUGCUCCGACUGUUCUUUUUGGCUGCUCUCCAGUGCCUGCACCCUGGCCCAGGCUGGGCGGCUCUUCGACCAUGGCGGUACGGUCUUCUUCAGUUUGUUCAUGGCACUGUGGGCGGUGCUGCUUCUGGAGUACUGGAAGCGGAAAAACGCCACGUUGGCCUACCGCUGGGACUGUUCUGACUAUGAAGACAUUGAGGAGAGGCCUCGGCCCCAGUUCGCUGCAACGGCCCCCAUGACAGCCCUGAACCCUAUCACGGGGGAAGAUGAGCCCUACUUUCCUGAGAAGAAUCGUGUACGCCGCAUGCUGGCUGGUUCUGUGGUGCUCUUGAUGAUGGUGGCUGUGGUGAUUAUGUGCCUUGUAUCUGUUAUCCUGUACCGGGCCGUCAUGGCUAUCAUUGUGUCCAGGUCAGACAACGCCUUCCUCUCUGCCUGGGCUUCACGGAUUGCCAGCCUCACAGGGUCAGUGGUGAACCUUGUCUUCAUCCUCAUCCUCUCCAAGGUCUAUGUGCUCCUGGCCCAGGUCCUAACAAGAUGGGAGAUGCACCGGACGCAGACCGAGUUUGAGGAUGCCUUCACCCUCAAGGUGUUCAUCUUCCAGUUUGUGAAUUUCUACGCCUCGCCCGUGUAUCUCGCCUUCUUUAAGGGCAGGUUUGUAGGAUACCCGGGCAACUACCACACCUUGUUUGGAAUCCGAAAUGAGGAGUGUCCAGCUGGAGGCUGCCUCAGUGAACUGGCACAGGAGCUCCUGGUCAUCAUGGUGGGCAAGCAGAUCAUCAAUAACGUGCAGGAGGUUCUUGUCCCAAAGCUGAAAGGCUGCUGGCAGAAGUUCUCCAGGGGCAAGAAGGCUGGCACAGGGACCCACCCAGCACCCUGGGAGGCCGACUAUGAGUUGCUGCCUUGUGAGGGGCUGUUUCACGAAUACCUUGAAAUGGUGCUGCAGUUUGGAUUCGUCACCAUCUUCGUAGCCGCCUGCCCGCUGGCGCCGCUUUUUGCCCUACUCAACAACUGGGUGGAGAUCCGCCUAGAUGCGCGCAAGUUCGUGUGCGAGUACCGGCGCCCAGUGGCGGAGCGCGCCCAGGACAUCGGCAUCUGGUUCCACAUCUUAACCGGCCUCACACACCUCGCGGUCAUCAGCAAUGCCUUCCUGCUGGCCUUCUCCUCCGACUUCCUGCCACGUGUCUACUACAGCUGGACGCGCGCCCCUGACCUGCAUGGCUUCCUCAAUUUCACGCUGGCACGAGCACCGCCCACUUUCACCUCCGCACACAACCGCACUUGCAGGUACCGGGCUUUUCGGGAUGAUGAUGGACACUAUUCCCCGACUUACUGGACUCUCCUGGCCAUCCGCCUGGCUUUUGUCAUCGUGUUUGAGCAUGUGGUGUUCUCCAUUGGCCGUUUUCUGGAUCUCUUGGUUCCUGACAUCCCAGAAUCCGUGGAGAUCAAGGUGAAGCGGGAAUACUAUUUAGCUAAACAAGCACUGGCUGAGAAUGAGGCUCUCCUUGGAGCAACAGGAGCGAAGGAUGACCAGCCUCCAAGUUCAGAGCCCAGCCUGGGCCUUCCAGCCUAGGGGGGACUCUUUGGACUGGUGACCACCUCCCCUCCUUCUCUGAGGUCACAGUAGGGGUUACCGGAGGCUGACACACUUGCCUGGAAGACUGUUGAAGAUGUGUCAGGAGACAGUUCACCUCUGUGUGUCUUUUGGAGACCAUGAUCCCGGCCCCAGCUCAACUCAUCUCCACCCUUGGUUUAGAAUAACCAUGACCCUUGGCUGCCACUGUCCUGUGCUCAGUCACUACCCCUGCUACAUGUUCCUUAGGAGCAGUGUUUAGAGAGAUAUCUGCUGGCCUUAGGGGCUAUCCCCUACUGCCAUUCCUAAGUCCCAUGAGCCAAUAACUUGUGUCUCAUUCCCCUCCCGAUGCCCACACCCAUAUCUCAAGGCAAAAGGUCUGUCUGAAAUGUCUGCUUCUGUGGCUCUCAGUUUUGCUGACCAUUGUACUCAGAAAGUAUCUUGUUCUUCCUUUGCUUCACCUAUCCUGUCCCUAAUAUCACUAGUGAUAUCCCUAUCCCUAAACCAAAGGCUGAGGGCCCUCUGUAUGUAUGUAUAUCAGUAAGAUGCCUUCCUGAAUCUUAAGAUAUGAGGAAGUGGCUUCACUGUUGACAUAUGGUCCCCCCGUCCCCCCCCCAUUGUAUAACUCUUCUGCCAACUGAAAGGUUAAACGCUGGGGUCCCUGCCUUCCCAGGGCUUUGCUCAUCCUCUUGCAGCAUUCCUGUGGUAUUAUAGGGUCAGAUCACCCCUCCAGACCCACUGCCUUUCCUCACAUGGUCAUUAUCAGGCACACCUGGCUCUUAGACAUGACACCAUGUCCCAGGCCACAGCCCUGGGACGUUUGCUUAGCCCUUACUUUCAUACCUAACUACCCAGGCCUAUCUAUGAAUUCUUUCGAAUCAUGGCCUCUUUAUCCUGACAGAUCAAAGGCCUCUGCAGUAUCCCCUUUGCCUCCUGUGUACCUCUCAGUACUGGGCCAGAAACUCAGCACACAGGAAGCUCUGAAGGGGGAAGGCUGUGGAAUGAAGUUUUACCCCUAAUAGUGCAAACAGAAAAAAACAAGAUUCUUGUAAUACCUAGUAGGUCUAUCCCCACCCCCACCUCACCCCCCAGUGUUUACAUACAAUUGCUUCUCAAACUGGGCACAACGUGGGCCUUUCCUGCUGCUUGCCUUAUGUUAGCUGGGCUGAUGGUUAGUUACCAGCUAUUCCCUAACCUAGCCACUCACUCAUGAUGGGCUAUGUAUGGGCCUUUCCUCCUGCCACUCAACCAUACUGGAAUAAAGGUCUGAAAGUCA
Messenger RNA from Mus caroli (Ryukyu mouse), 4015 nucleotides. It is a transcript of the gene Ano7, whose product is annotated as anoctamin 7. Gene Ontology annotation, molecular function: chloride channel activity; protein dimerization activity. The record is from RefSeq and is a predicted model, not a curated record. Gene Ontology annotation, cellular component: plasma membrane. Lineage: Eukaryota; Metazoa; Chordata; Mammalia; Rodentia; Muridae. Gene Ontology annotation, biological process: calcium activated phospholipid scrambling; chloride transmembrane transport.